UCUCCAGCAUAAGAAACUUCUUUCUGCAGGAACCAACAAACCAAAUUCAAUUCUUCAAACUUCCAAAGAUUUUGUUGCAUCACAUAAAAGGGGCAAGGGCGGCAAACCUUCCUUGGUCAAUACAAACCCACCACGUGUCAAACACCCAAAGUUAGUUAAUUGCUUCUCUUCCUUCCUAAAACAGAGAAAAGACGUGCUGAAAGCAAUGGAUGGAGAAGAAGAAGAAGAAGAAGAAGAAAGGGAAGGAAUUCCAGCAACAGCGACGUGGUGGUGAUCAUCGUUGAAAGUUGAAAAUUUCAAAAUGGAAAUAAUAAUAAUGAAUUGCUGAAUGAAGAGAUGAAGAGGAAGAGAAGGAAAAGAUCAACAUAACAAAAACUUUUUUCUUCGUCUUUCUUCUGGAGUUCUGAGGAUGUUCUUGUUGUUGACAUUUUUACGGAUCAGCCCUCUUUGAAGGCGGCCGGAAUUAGACGUAGGUUGUAACAUAUAUAUGCCUUUCAUGGGUACAGGGGCUGUAGGAGAUAAUCUUGUUGUUGUUCCUGCUGUUAUUGGGUUUAAAGAUCAUCAAUUCAAACCUCCUAAACAGCUAAAUGUAAAUACUUUUAAAGAUAGUCCACCGCCGUUCGGAGGGAAACGGUCGCAGGAAAGCUUGAAGAAUCAGAAGGCAAGGAAAAGAAAUGCAAAAGACAAUUCUGCGUCUCCAUUGGUUUCGCCGCUUCAUUCGAAAUCUUUUGCUUGGAAAUUGGCUGCUGCAAUUGGUACAACAGAUGAUGAUGACGGGUUUGAUUUCAAGACGGAGCAUAAAACAGCAAGUUUACAAGAUGCUGCGGCGGAGCCUGUUCAUACUGUGGAUGAUGUGCCAGAUAUUCAACAGCCGAGUUUAGAUGGAAAGGAUGAUCAUAUGUCAGAGAAAGAUCAAUUGGUGCCUCGUUUAGAAACCGGUGUUGCAGGUGAUUCCCAACCCAGAGUUGAAGAUCCGGGUGGUGAUCCUGUCAAUGGAAUGAUAUUGGAAAGACAGGGUUCAAUUCUGAAACAGAAUGAAGAGUUGCAGUUCGAGGUCGAUAUGCAUGUUCCAGAAGUUGUUCAGGUUGAUUCGUAUUCGAAAGCGAAUCAAGAACUCAAUGAUCUGCAAAUGAAAGCAAAUGAAUUGGAGAAACUUUUCGAACAACACAAGCGUCGGGUUCUUGGAGAUCACUCGACUUCCAAGAAAUUGCCAUCUGACAGUAACUCAGGAAAGGAGUUAGAUGCAAAUUCCAUUACUAGUAUGGUGGUAGAUCAUGAAGAUUAUGGUAGAUUUAGUAAUAGUGGUGCUUCCAAGCUGAAAAUGGAGGUUGAUUUUCCAGAGUCCAAGGGUAAAUUUUAUGACAGGUACGUGGAGAAACGGGAUGCUAAGCUCAGGGAAGAAUUGGCUCAGAAAGAGGCCAAGAUGAAGGCCAUGGAAGAGAGUCUGGAAAGAAAUAGAGCAGAAAUGGAGGCCAAGUUCUCAGGGUACUCCUCAAGAAACCAAGACUCAAAUCUUAAUGCUCGUUGCCGUGCAGAGAGGCUUCGGUCCUUCAAUAUCCGUUCGACAGAUGAGAACAACGAACAGGUAUCAUUCAUAGACUCUGUUGAUGAUGAAUUUCCUGAGAAUAAUCUGUGGGAGUUACGUAGAUCACUCCCCUGGGAGUCAACAGAUGUUUCUUCGAGUAAUUCUGCAGCUAAGAAAGUUGUGUCUUCUAAUAGAACCUCGUCUUCCUCCAUCCCUCGAACUUCAACAAUCCCCAUCACAAAAUCGUUGACCAAACCUUCACAUUCUCCUUUGAACAAGCGACGGACCAUGCUAGAAAACUCGAAGGCCUCACCAACACACCGGCAGAGAAAGUAUAACCGUAGCAAGAGCAACAUUGACGAGUUUUCUAUCAGCAAGGAGUUCAAACCACGGGAGGCACAGUCCUUGAGAAAUAGCUCCGCUCGUGAGUCGAAAGACGCGUCGUCUGUCAUAGCAGAGCGUGUUGAUCAAACAAACAAAGCUUCGAAGCCCUUCCUCAAAAAGGGCAGUGGCGUCGGUCCUGGUGCUGGUGCUAAUGUUGCAAAGCUGAAAGCGUUGACGGCGUCUGAGAAUUUGAAAUCUGAAAAAGAGCUAGAUGAAUCACCUCAGAAGAUGCAAGAAGAUCCGGUUGCGGUCCUGGUCAAAGUGGAGGAGGAGGCAGAAGCACAUUCUGACCCAUUGAUUGAAGAACAAGGAUUUAUGGCUGCAAAUGCUGCUGUGAUAUCAGAAAAUGAAAACUUAAUGUUGAAGUGGGAAUCAGAAAAAUCCAGCCAUUCUGGGUUUAGAAACAGCGAGGUCCUUGAGUUAUUUUCUCAAGUGGAUCCUAAUGCAGUAGCUGAGGCUGCUGCAUUGCCAUCAACAUUACAUGGUAUCAUAGAACCUAUGCAGGAUUUUAUUGAAGAAAGUACUGGGUCCCGGAAUCCACUUGUGCAACCAACUUUUUCAUCAUCGGAUGAUGCAUGCUUGGAGUCUCCAAUAGGGAGCCAUUCAUCUUGGAAUUCCCAAUCUCUUACGAAGUUAGAGAGUGAAGUUAUGAUGAGGAAUAAAAGUGGAAGAACAAUUGUCCCAGCUAAUACCUCCCAUCAUCAUUACCGCAAGGAUGUGAAAAAAGGGAUCAAGAGGUUGCUAAAAUUUGGAAAGAAAAGUAAGAAAAAGGAGAGUAUCGUGGGUUGGGUUUCGCCUGCUACAACUUCAGAUGCAGAUUAUGACAAUGUGGAGAGCCGUGAUGACAAUUCAAAUCGGCCAUCAGAUGAACUGCAGAAGUCAAGGCUUGGGUAUCCUGAAAGUCGUACUUCCUACGAUUCCUUCAGCAAUAGCGAGGUGUACAGUGAACAAGCUAAACGUAGCUCCAAUCCUGCAGCUUCUGAAAUGUUCAAGCCAAGAGAGGACCGCAUAUCAGGAGGCUCCUCAAAAGCUCCACGGUCAUUUUUCUCGCUCUCAUCAUUCCGAACCAAGAGAAGUGAAUCAAAGUCCAGACUGAAGGAAUCUUACAAUUCUUACUAGCCGCAGAUGGGUGGCUAUAUCUAGUAGAAAGAAAGGAUAGCGAGCAAACAAAAACACAAAGAAAAAUUCGAAACAUACAUAGUCUACAUUCAUGUCGAAAUAGGUGUUCACGGCGAGUUUUGCAAGGAUUUUGCAUUCUGCUGCUUCUUUACAUGUAUUAUUUUGUUUGAUUGAAAAGCUCUUGUUUACAUAGAAGAAUGUAUAUUGAUCGAGUGUUGCGCACCGUUAUAUUUUUUCGGGAGUUUGGGUUGUUUGCCCAUCUAUCUCCUUGUGUGUAAUUGCGUGUGCUAGCUACUUAUAUACCAUAGUUUGUUUCA
This is a messenger RNA of Papaver somniferum (opium poppy), 3345 nucleotides long. RefSeq lists its product as uncharacterized. Lineage: Eukaryota; Viridiplantae; Streptophyta; Magnoliopsida; Ranunculales; Papaveraceae. The coding region runs from base 488 to 3028 and encodes 846 amino acids. The transcript is spliced from 3 exons. The record is from RefSeq and is a predicted model, not a curated record.